ACCCUAGAAACACAAAAAAAAUCCCACCGGUCAGUGGAUCGUCGCGCCUCUUAUCAAGUACCAAACUCCUUCUGUCUCCUUCCUUCUCUGCCCCUCUGUAUCAACCAACUCUACUCCUCCCUGCUUCUCCCGUUCUGUCCAAACGAGAGAACUCCACUCUCACACAAACCCUAGAAGCGAACCCGACCAAGCUGUAGAGGCAAUUCCGAUCCAAGCCGCGGCUGAUUUGGGGCUGUCCGCUGCUGUUUCUGGCGCAAGAUUUGGGAUCUGCGCGAUGUCUUGGGCCGGACCCGACGAGAUCCUCCUCUCCACCUCCCUGGCCGGCUUCUUAGACAAGAAACUCAUUGUCCUACUAAGAGAUGGACGGAAGCUGCUUGGCACCCUCUGCUCAUUUGAUCAGUUUGCAAAUGUUGUUCUUCAAGGUGCUUGUGAACGAGUAAUUGUAGGGGAACAAUAUUGUGAUGUUCCUCUUGGUCUGUACGUGAUCCGGGGAGAGAAUGUUGUUUUAAUUGGAGAAUUGAUCUGCUAUUGCAUUGAGCAGGAUCGUGAGAAGGAUGAACUCCCUGCUCAGAUGACCUGUGUUUCAGAAGCAGAAAUAAGAAAGGUGGUUCUCUCAUUGCAUGGAAGACUAAAAAGCAGAUCGCAGUUUCUCGUUCUAGUGCAGAGGCUGAGUUACAAACCAUGACACUGUUGACAACAGAGCUCAAUUGGUUACGGUGGUUACUCGAGAAUUUUGGUGUUUCUUCUCCUACACCUACUCAUCUUUACUCAGACAGUAUAGGUGCUAUCAGUAUUGCUCGGAUCCGGUGAAGCAUGAGCUCACUAAGCAUAUUGGUGUUGAUGCUUCUUACACACAGACACAUGUACAGGAUGUGGUUAUUGCUCUUCAGUAUCUUCCUUCCGAGCUUCAGUUGACCGAUUUCUUCACGAAGGCAUAGAGUACAACUCAACACAUGUUUUAUCUCUCUAAACUUAGUGUGGUUAAUUCCACAUGAGUUUGAGGUGGGUGUUAGAGAUAUAUAUUGCUUUGUGUAAUAUCCCCAGACUAUAAGGAGCUUCUUGUACAUUGUCACCUGUAUAUGUGUAUAUGUUCUGGCCUAGGAUCUCUAGGAAAUACAAGUUGCUGUUCCAGGCUCACUCACGUCUUAACAAACAUAUGUGCUUGGCACCUUGGCUUACUUGUACGCUUAGACAGGAACCUGACUCCUUGAACUUGUUAUUCUAACUUUGCAACUAAUAAUAUGUUCCCAUCC
This is a messenger RNA of Phragmites australis (common reed), 1253 nucleotides long. RefSeq names its product sm-like protein LSM1B. NCBI's taxonomy places the organism in Eukaryota, Viridiplantae, Streptophyta, Magnoliopsida, Poales, Poaceae. Bases 275 to 685 code for a protein of 136 amino acids. Gene Ontology annotation, cellular component: P-body; Lsm1-7-Pat1 complex. The transcript has 5 exons. Gene Ontology annotation, biological process: deadenylation-dependent decapping of nuclear-transcribed mRNA. The record is from RefSeq and is a predicted model, not a curated record. Gene Ontology annotation, molecular function: RNA cap binding.